Nerophis lumbriciformis (worm pipefish) is the source of this 1632-nucleotide messenger RNA. The record is from RefSeq and is a predicted model, not a curated record. NCBI's taxonomy places the organism in Eukaryota, Metazoa, Chordata, Actinopteri, Syngnathiformes, Syngnathidae.
AUGAUGGAGAGAUGGCGACAGGCAGCUCUGCUGUCUUUGUUCAUCAUAUGUCUAUUAAACACGGACUCCACAUGGGCUAGAAGAGGAGGCGGCAGCAGCAGCAGUAGCGGCGGCCGGAGGACUUCAAGCUCUUGGGGUAGCCGCGGCUCCCAAUCCAAACCGUCCAGCUCAAAUCCAGGAAGCACUUCCAGUCGGAACUCCAAUCCAUACCCCUCGGGUGGAAAUUACCCUGGAACAGGAAAUAGAAACCCGUCAAGUUACCCAGGGGGUGGGAGUUACCCCAACCACAGUCCUGGGCGAACCAAUCCCGGUGGAUAUCCAGCCGGUGGUAGUUAUCCAAACCAGAACCCCGCAGGACGUAAUCCGGCCGCUGGUGGGUACCCAGCCGGUGGUAGUUAUCCAAACCAGAACCCCGCAGGACGUAAUCCGGCCGCUGGUGGGUACCCAGCCGGUGGUAGUUAUCCAAACCAGAACCCCGCAGGACGUAAUCCGGCCGCUGGUGGGUACCCAGCCGGUGGUAGUUAUCCAAACCAGAACCCCGCAGGCCGUAAUCCGGCCGCUGGUGGGUACCCCAACCAGAACCCUGCUGGUGGUUAUCCAAACCAGAAUCCUGCAGGUGGCUACCCAGCCGCAGGUGGAUACCCCAAUCAAAACCCUGGAAGGGGCAAUUAUCCAGCAGGAGGCGGUUAUCCCAACCAGAAUCCAGGUAGAGGAUACCCUAACCAGUACCCAGGGGCUGGAGGUUACCCUAACCAGAAUCCUGGAAGGAAUUAUCCAAAUCAGUACCCGGCUGCUGGAGGAGGGGGCUACCCGAACAGGGGUGGCUACCCAGCUGGAGGGAGCUACCCAGGUGGGGGAAGUUACCCUGCCGGAGGAGGCUAUCCUAACAGGGGCGGCUACCCUAACCAGUAUCCGGCCGCAGGUGGUUACCCAGGGCGGGGCGGAUCAUUCGGCUACCCCCAAGGAAACCCGAAUAAUAAGAUCAUGAGUCCCCACAUUGGCGGAGGCGCUUAUGGAUACGGCGGGUACGGAAUGGGAGGGUCCCCAUUCUCCCGUUCUGUGCAGAGUAUGGGUUACAAACCAAAAUCUUCAGGGUUCGCCAAGAAGGCCAUCGUGGCGGCCGGCGUGGGCGCCGUGGCCGGGAUGGCGGUGGGAUACGGACUGGGACGCUUCCCCCGACCGCACUUCUCUUUCCACAACCCUCAGGAAGAGUACUACUACAACAACUACAUGUACCGUCGCUACGGCUCGCGCUCCACCGACGAAAAGGACUUCGGUCGCGACUACGUCUACAAGCCCCCGCCGAGAGCCGAGACCUACGACGCCUUCAUGGCCAAAUGUAUGAAUAGAACGGAUCUUCUCAAGGAGCAGAAGAACAACUCCUCUGGGGGCAUCCAGGAGGUAGAAGACGACACGGUUAGCAUCGAGGAGAUUGGUUACCCGUCCCUGAUAGAGCAGGUGAAGGCGCGUCGCUGCGUGGAAAACUACAUGGUCUACUCCGAGCGCUUCCUGGAGGAGCGCAAGGCCGAGCCUCAGGUCCAGCCGGGUCGCAGUGGCCCGCCGAGCUACGGGGUGGCGCAGCUUGGCACCUCGCUCAUCAUAAUGCUGUCUAGCAUGCUCCUGCUUCAGUAA